Messenger RNA from Larimichthys crocea (large yellow croaker), 2975 nucleotides. It is a transcript of the gene pou4f2, whose product is annotated as POU class 4 homeobox 2. Lineage: Eukaryota; Metazoa; Chordata; Actinopteri; Sciaenidae. The transcript is spliced from 2 exons. Gene Ontology annotation, biological process: regulation of transcription by RNA polymerase II. The coding region runs from base 354 to 1502 and encodes 382 amino acids. Gene Ontology annotation, molecular function: DNA-binding transcription factor activity, RNA polymerase II-specific; RNA polymerase II cis-regulatory region sequence-specific DNA binding. The record is from RefSeq and is a predicted model, not a curated record.
AAAAAAUUAUAUAAUACAAGGUGGAGACUGUUGAAGGAAAAAAAAAAAAACACUUUUUUUUUUUUGAACAAUCGCGCCACAAGUCCGCCAAAAAGGAAAACGUAUCGUUGCAUGGCUCGCUGGUGUCUGCGUUACCUCAUUUGCCAAAAAAGACGAGACACCUCCAGACCUCCGCUAUAGUAAUAAUAAAUAGAUGUGAUAACUUCAAGUGUUGGACGACCCCGUCUUCAGCCUACACUUUAUUCGACAGUGACUUGAGAUUCCUGCGAAGCAAUUGGGCUUCAACUCCCGACCGAGGAGGCGGAGUCUUAACUUAUUAAAAGGAACUUGCCGAGGCUUGGACGGCCGCAAAUAUGAUGAUGAUGUCUCUGAACAGCAAGCAGCAUUUCGCCAUGGCGCACAGCAGCUUGCCCGAACCGAAGUAUUCGUUGCAUUCCUCCUCAUCCUCCACUUUGACUUCCAAUGCACCCUCAUCCUGCUCGUCCUCCCGACACAGCAACACCAUCAUCAGCAGCAGCGGCAGCAGCAGCUCGGAGGCGAUGCGCAGAGCUUGUCUCCCAACCCCACCGAGCAAUAUAUUCGGAGGCUUGGAUGAGAGUUUGUUGGCCCGGGCUGAAGCUCUAGCGGCGGUGGAUAUAGUCUCGCAGACCAAGAGCCACCACCACCCUCCACAUCACAGUCCCUUCAAGCCGGACGCAACCUACCACACCAUGAACACUCUCCCCUGCACCUCGUCUUCCUCCUCCUCCUCCUCGGUGCCUAUUUCUCAUCCGUCCGCCUUGGCUGGCCACCACCAUCACCACCACCAUCACCACCACCACCAGCCUCACCAGGCACUGGAGGGGGACCUGCUGGACCACAUCACCCCGGGACUGGCACUAGGAGCCAUGGCAGGGCCGGAUGGCUCGGUGGUUUCCACGCCUGCGCAUCCUGCCCACAUGGCGGGCAUGAACCACAUGCACCAGGCAGCCAUCAACAUGGCUCAUGCCCACGGGCUACCACCACACAUGGGCAUGAGCGACGUGGACGCCGAUCCAAGGGACUUGGAAGCCUUCGCAGAGAGGUUUAAGCAAAGACGGAUCAAACUCGGGGUUACCCAGGCGGAUGUAGGGUCAGCUUUAGCCAGCCUGAAGAUUCCUGGGGUGGGCUCCCUCAGCCAAAGCACCAUCUGCCGAUUCGAGUCCCUCACGCUCUCUCACAACAACAUGAUUGCUUUGAAGCCCAUCCUGCAAGCGUGGCUAGAAGAAGCCGAGAAAUCACACAGGGAGAAACUUAAUAAACCCGAGUUGUUCAACGGCGCGGAGAAAAAGAGGAAGCGCACGUCGAUAGCCGCACCAGAGAAGAGAUCACUGGAGGCCUAUUUUGCCAUUCAGCCUCGUCCAUCCUCGGAGAAAAUCGCAGCAAUCGCAGAGAAGCUGGACCUCAAAAAGAACGUGGUGCGGGUCUGGUUUUGCAACCAGCGACAGAAACAGAAACGAAUGAAAUACUCUGCAUGCGUCUAAAAACAAAAACAAAAACAACAAAAAAAACAAAAAUCGCUUUAAACCACCACCCACGAAAAGACUUGGAACUGUUUAGAGACGAUUUGUAUCAUAUUUCCUAUCUCACACCUUUUUUUCCAAUCAUCGAUGACUUUGUGCUUUGAACUUCGAAAAAAUUCCUUGAAAAAUUGAAACAAACCACUGACUGAAAAAAAACAAAAACAAACUCGAAAGACACCCCCACAGUCACGUCUUUUAACUCGCUGAGAGGGGAGAGAUGUGGAGUCAAGUAAAGCAUCGUUUGACAGAGCAAGUAAGAACACUGUUUCCACACUUACUAUGCUUCACCUUUUUAAUGUCAACGCAGUCUGACUUACAGGACUUUAAUUUUUACUUAGGAUUAAUUUCAAAUGAGGACUAGAGUUUGCAUUGGCAGAAAUACUCUCCAUACCCACCCCACACCCACCCACCCUACCCCCUAAAAUGAAAAAUAGCGUUGUUAUUUACACACAGCGGGGCUAGUUUAACUCAAAGCACUUGGUUGGUGACUAUUUAUAUAUUUUUGGCUUAUAGGAUAAGCUACUUUUUUUUUCUUCCCCUCCGAGUUCAUGACGAUGCAGUCUGACAUGUAUUCAGGGAGGGGGAUUAUUAUAAGAGGACAACACACGACUUGGUCUUGAAAGCUAAUAUUAGAUUACUGCCAAAUAACCCUUCUGUAAAUUAAUAACUGUCACACACUUCAUUUUGUGUCUAAAUGUGUAAUUAAUUCCACUUAUUUUGUUACCAUGUGUGAUCAAAAAGUCAGGGAUCUAUUUUCAAGAUACCCCGCGGGUUUUGGACUAUAAAAGGUAGGGUUUGUUUUUUUUAUUAUCAGGCCUCAGUAUGUGGAGAAAUCGAAAUAGUGAUUCACUUGUAAGGAUUUCACAGAUUUUCGCAAUUCAGAAAAAAAAAAGAUUAUUAUUAUUUUUUUUGCCGGCUGCAAUAAGUUUACAAUCCAGCGUGGGCCGGCAUCUUAUGAACUAUUUAUUUAGUGAGGUCAUGUUUACUUCAUUAUAUAUUUAUUGGGAUUCCCCCCUUCCUCCUUUUUGCUUGAGAAAAAUCAAAUUAUGACAGCUAAGUAAAGCGUGUUGUUCUGGUUUUAAAAAGGGAAACGACUGUGAAACAUACAGUCACAAAAUUUUAAUAACAUUUGAGAUGGUACAAUCGAGAUAUAUAUGAGAUAGUAUUCUCUUUUUUAAAAUUAUUUUAUGUAUGUUUCCUGCUAUUUAUUUGUAUAAAUAUACGCGCAUCAUUAUGAAGUCGUUGCUUGUUAAAAAAAAAAAUCACCUUGUUUAAGUAAUGUUUUUUCUUGAAGAGAAAAGAAAACAGCUUCAUUGAAGUAUACGUGUACAAUGUAAAUAUUUCAUUGGAACCAGUCGAUGCACAUAAAUAUAUCCGUACAGGUUUUUGCUGUAUUGCUGUUUUAGCUGAGGUAACUUAUUUCUGUAAUGUAUG